AUGUCUUCCCCAGCCAUCUAUGUUUCGGACAACGAAGAUGACAGUCAAGGAAUCCCUGUUCCCAGAGGGGACGAAGUCUUCACCCAAAGGGGAGACAAAUUUGGUCCGCAUUUUAGGUCUCAAUCAACAUCUGCUUCCCUUGGUGCUCUUCGUCGUCUUUGUAACAUCCCCCAGGAAAUUGAAUUCUCUCUUCCUAGACCCAACGAGUCUCUGGAAGUGGUGCGAGAGGGUUACUGUUGUGCGUACGAAGUCUAUUUCAAAGGUUGCGGGAACCAGACGAUCCCCCGCCCAACUGUUGACUUCUUGGCCUUCUUCAGAAUCGUUUCCGAGGGUGAAACAAAUUGGAAUUCCUUCACCCUCCAACGCAUUCAUAAAGCGGGGCUCGCCAUUAAAGACGGUCAGACUCACCCCCUCGAUCCUCCUCCCGAGGAGAAAGACGUCUCGAGCCUGAACGCUAGAGAUAAAAGAAAGAUGCAGGCUGAAAUCAAGGCUCUUAAGGAUCAGUUAUCCAAAAUUGGGAGAAAGAAACGGAUAGCUGCAAUCUCCAGGGUUGGUAACUUCCACAGGAAGACCCUCUUGGUCGAUGAUGGUUCAUUAGAAGCGGCCCUGUCGGCCGCGGUGGAUUCUCAUGGAGCCGAAAUCCUUAACGACCCUCCAAGGAAGGCUCCAGAUUCCGAUAAUCUAUCAAACGAAAGACUUAAAACCGUGAGAUUAAGUUCUCCGCCACGAGUCUCUAGCCCUCUACGUUCUGUUUCUCCCUCUUCAGAACCUUUAAACUCUGAGCUCCCUCUUCCGGGAGACAGAGUAAUUUCAGAGGAAAUAGAUGAGCCGAGACCGGAGGCUCCCCUAUCUCAAGGACUGAGUGUUAGGACUCAAAAUCUUUUACCCGCUUCGAUUUCAGGCGGAGAAGCGAUUGGAGACAUCUUCCGAAGUUUCCAAACCAGGGAAGGGGCAUCCCUUCCUCCUUUUUCGGUUUGGAGGUCGAAAAUCUGUCAGAUGUUCGCCAAUCGAGCUUGCUACCUAUCCCAGGCGUUUAUGGAGACUAAUGGAAUGAUCUUCCAUUAUGAGAACCUUCUUCAUCAAGCGAAGAGAGAGACCGCAAAGGCUAAGAAAGAGGUUGACGAACUUAGAUUACCCAACCAAUCUGAGCGACUUGAACGGGAAAAACCACUCGAGUCAUCUUUUGAAAAUAUGAAGAAAACUCUAGCAGCUAACGAACAACGCAUCAGAAUGGCGAAUGCUGAAAGAGAUUCUGCGAGGUCUAAGGUUCUUCGCUUGGAGGCUGAGCUAGAGGAGAAUACGGCUUUAUUCGAAGAAGCGAAUCAAGAGAUCGAGCUUUUAACUAGGAACAGAGUUCGUAAUAUCGCUGAAGCCGAACAUAAUGCUCGAGAAGAGAUGAGGGGAUUCGGUAGGCAACUUAUUCAAUCUGAUUAA
Molecule: messenger RNA, 1434 nt
Organism: Arabidopsis lyrata subsp. lyrata
Lineage: Eukaryota; Viridiplantae; Streptophyta; Magnoliopsida; Brassicales; Brassicaceae
Exons: 5
Coding region: 1-1434 (477 amino acids)
Source: RefSeq, a predicted model, not a curated record